GACGUCAGCGGCACCAUCAGCUACAGGCAGGGCGUUGCCAUGGCCCGGAAGUUCCACGAUGACUACUAUCCGCACUACACGAAGCUAUAUGAUGAGCAGGCUGCCAUGGAGAAGCGAGGAGAGACCGUACCCAAGGCCGAGAGGCAGAAAUUGUGGACUUUGCACCGUCGAUUGGAGGGCAUGAAACGUGAGAUCAGAGCUGCAAGCGAGCGAGAGCACGAAGAGUAGAAACCCUCUGCAGACAGGCUCCAGCACCCUGGUCAGCGGAGAGACUUCGAAAAUGAGAGGAUCACUAUCGAGAUCCAAUGAGUUCCAAGCUCGGGGCGUGCGAGAGCAAGACGAUUGGCGUCCUUCUGCGCACGAUACUUCAGAUCGAAGUAGACAGCUUUUGAUGGAGAAGGCUAGAGUUGAGACCCUCCAGAAUGAGUUGGAGUAUCCUAUUCUGGAAGAACACUCUCAACGAAACGCAGCAAGCAAUGGGUAGUCGUAGCAUGGAGAUCGCGCUGCAUAAGGUCAAGGCACCAUAUCAACAACAUUGCAGAAUGUUAAUAAGCCUGCGGAAUCUGGAUAUUGUCAUAUUGAUGAUCAAUCUACAGCGACGCAGGGCAACCUUGACAUCCGGCAUCGGCACAUAGCGGGAUUGGGUUUGGAUUAGCCCCACCCGGAACUUGAUUAUUAACAAGUCUUGAUUAGAGGAUAAUGUGACAAACAUGACUC
Pseudocercospora fijiensis CIRAD86 is the source of this 717-nucleotide messenger RNA. RefSeq lists its product as uncharacterized. The transcript has a single exon. The record is from RefSeq and is a predicted model, not a curated record. Lineage: Eukaryota; Fungi; Ascomycota; Dothideomycetes; Mycosphaerellales; Mycosphaerellaceae. The coding region runs from base 40 to 228 and encodes 62 amino acids.